Molecule: messenger RNA, 1686 nt
Organism: Symphalangus syndactylus (siamang)
Lineage: Eukaryota; Metazoa; Chordata; Mammalia; Primates; Hylobatidae
Gene: CHD9NB
Product: CHD9 neighbor
Source: RefSeq, a predicted model, not a curated record
CACCCGAGGUUACCUGCAGACAUUUCCAGAUGCCCUGGGCUACCUCUCACUUCUGCUUUAAGUUAUUUUCUGGCCGAAGGGUGUGCACAGCAGACAGCGAGACAACCCUCAAUAAUGAGGGAUGGGAGUCGAGGAUAUACCCCAGUCUCCCUGCCUUUUCGUGGGACACUUCUGAAAUAUUUUCUAUAGUCUCGCUAAGGGUCCCUGAGGGAUGGAGACCCAAUUGCCCAGUGGUAACUCACUCAUCAACACCUUUUUUAUUGGCUUUUCUCCCUUUCUCGGUUAAUUUCACUCUCACUGGGCUUCAUGGGAUCAUUUCCCAAAUACAUUUCUGGCACCUGAAUCCUUUUCUCAUGAUCUUCUUUGGGGGAAACUACAACUUUGACACAGCUUUAAACUUCUGUCAGUGGAAUGAGUUGCCCAGUGAGAUGUGAAGUUCCACCUUACUGAGGACUCAAGAAAUGGCUGAGAAUGUUCAAUGGAGAUUCACAGGUCAGUGCUCCAAGAGGACGGUUAUUUAACGCUGGCCCCCAAGGAUCACCCGCACAGAUCUUCCUCCUCCCGGAACGUCCAAGGGCACUGGAUCCUCUGUGUCCCUCUGAGAUGGGGUGCCACUCCAGCAAGAGCACCACGGUGGCAGCUGAGUCCCAGAAGCCUGAAGAAGAGCGCAAGGGAGGAGAGCCGGGUGUGGAGACCGGCACCCAGGCAGCAGACUACAAGGAUGCCCCGCUGAAGGAUGCAACCCCUGAGCCAAAGAGCUGAGAUGCCUCUCUCCAGAGUCGGACCCUCACCUCCUUCCUGGAACUGCCUUUGACCCGAGAACCAUGAGGCAAUCCCCACCCUGAGAAGCUCCGAUCACUGGGAGGAGAGAGAAAACCUCCAGCUUUGGGAUUCAGGCUUCAGAAGUUUUUAGCAGCCUUUGCACAUUGGAGGGGUGGGGAGGAUAAGUCUAUAAGGAAUCCUAUUUCCCCAGCUCUCCCACAGAGAGGACGAAAGAAGUCUUCACAUGUUGUGGAACUUUCCUGUAACUUCUGGAUGCAGACAAGCCUCGGAGCAGACUGUUGUGGCUCCAGUGAAUAUCUGCUGCCAAGCUGUGAGCAUCCAGGGAUCCCCGUCUGCCUGGCUUUCCUGAAGUCAGAACGCGCCUUGGUCAUAAUAUGUGGGGUGUGUGGAUCUCAGUUUGCUUGCUUUCUUUCUCCUUUUUUCAACAGCUGGCGGAGUAGCCAACACCCCUGACAGCAACAUGUUGCACUUGGCUCACUCCACACCCUGUCUGUGAAUAAUUUUAAUAUUUAACUUGAAAUGUUGUUAAGAAACUAUGGAAAAUAUCAGGAUCCCACUGGGAUCCUGUAAAUUAAGGGCAACAAGGUCCUAGGCCUCCAGUAAGGGGGGCAAGGAGCCCUGGUGGGAAGGAAAGAAGAGAGAUUUGUGUUCCUGAUUCCUUAAUCCCCAAAAAAGGUCCCUCUGCUAACAUUCACAUAUCUCUUCCUAGCCAAAGUCUGUCCAUUUCAACCCUCUAGCAUCUGAGCUAUCUGCAUCCAGCUUUCAAAAAUAUUUUGCUGUUUACUAACAUGUCUGUCAGCCUUUCUUUUCUCCCCCGCAUGUGUUUUGUUUUUAAUUCCACUCAAAAGCGUUUUCAUUUGAAAUCAAACAGACAUGUUUGCAAAUAAAUGAUGACACAACACA